Messenger RNA from Dreissena polymorpha, 1972 nucleotides. RefSeq lists its product as uncharacterized. Gene Ontology annotation, molecular function: protein binding; ubiquitin-protein transferase activity; zinc ion binding. Gene Ontology annotation, biological process: positive regulation of DNA-templated transcription. Bases 248 to 1972 code for a protein of 574 amino acids. Gene Ontology annotation, cellular component: chromatin; nucleoplasm. The transcript is spliced from 7 exons. NCBI's taxonomy places the organism in Eukaryota, Metazoa, Mollusca, Bivalvia, Myida, Dreissenidae. The record is from RefSeq and is a predicted model, not a curated record.
UACACUCAGUACCCAAUAGUCAGGUGACAGUAUACAUAGUUACACUGUUUGCUCCUAUCAUACAAGCGCCAUUUGACAGUAAACUUGGUUGCUGUUCAGUUCAGUUCAAAAUUUCAUAUUACUUGCCUGUGUUAAAUAAUAAUUGUGUGUGUUUUCUGGGAUAUUUAUUGUAAACAUAUACUUGGACAUAAAUAUUUCAAUUGAUUUUAGAUUGUAUAAUCUUGUUUGUUGAAAGUGAAUUAUCAAAAUGGCGACAUCUGCAUUUUCUAGAAAUUUUGAUUUGGUUAAAUAUUAUUGUUGUACAAUCUGCGAGAAAGAACGGUCUGUAGAAAUAGAUGCAGAUUUUUACUGUAAAACAUGUCUUAAAUACUUCUUCAGAAGAUGUAUAAACUUCCACAGACAGCAUGGUUGGUUGUUUUUCAAAAAAUCUCCUUAUGGAAAGGAUAAAAUAAUGAAGUGGCCACUUUCUAAGAAGAUGGAGACUUCUCUUUUAACAUGCGUCAAACACAAGGGUGAAAAGUUAACAAUGUACUGCCCGGACCACAGUCAGCUCUGCUGCUCUAAAUGUGUUGAGCUUAAUCACAGACUAUGCCAAGUAACUCCAUUACCUCAGGCUGCCAGAGGGAAGUUAACCAACUUCAAGAACCUGUCUGUCAGAACGGAAAAUACUCUUUCACAAAUGAAACAAUGUCAGACAUAUCAGGAGGACAGAAUGAAGUCUCUUAAGGUUUCAUACAAAGAACAUGAGAGGCUUAUUGUGGAUGGUUUGCGUGUGAAUAUAGUAUCGUAUUUACGCGAAUGUGAAACCAGCACAGUUAAUACAACACAUGAAUAUAUGCAAUACCCAAUCAGUGAAAUGCGUGAGGAAAUCAAAUAUUUAUUAGCAGAUUUUGAGAAAAGCACUAUUAAGGAGAAGAAAGAAGAGCUAAACCUGAAACAAGCUCCUCUCAAGGUUGUGAGAAACAGCUGCAUUAGACUUCACUAUGAAUUGUUCCAUCUCCAUGUAGCCAUACCGAAAGUACUGGGUAAAGAACUCUCUUUUAUUGCCAGUAAAAAAUGUCUGGAAAAUAUACAACAGUCUAAUAUAUUUAUAAAAGAGAACUUUCCAAACCAUGUUUUCACUGUGAAUGGGAAGUCUGUGCACAAUGUAAACAUGCCAAGUGAAUCAGGCACAUGUCGGAUCACAGCAGUAUGUGCUCUCCCAAAUGGACAGGUCCUGGUUGCAGACUACUAUAAUAAGAGAGUCAAGCUUCUGAGCCAGCAGUACCAGGUGGUGAGCCACUUGGAUGUGUGGAAUGGGCCAUGGGACAUGUGUCUUAUCACACCCACUGAGGCUGCAGUGGCUAUGUUUAAUGAGGUCCAGUUUAUCACAGUAAGCCAGAGCCAGCUUGCCAAAGGCAGGAAGCUUAAGUUACAACAUUAUUGUACAGGUAUUGCCCACAACCAUGGUGACCUAUAUAUCUGCUCUGGUACUGCUCUGUACAAGUUCACAUUGAGUGGCGAACUGGUCUGCAGACUUUAUGAAGAUUCAUCAGCUGAUUUCACAGUACAGAAGUGUGCUGUGAGUCCCACAGGAGACAGGCUGUACAUCACCAGCUGGUCCCAGCACAAGCUUCACACCCUGGCCAGGGAUGAUGGUCUACAUGUGACCCCUACAGGCCAGCUGCUGGUCUGUGGAUUCCUGUCCGACACUGUACUACAGUUGCUGCUGAGUCCGGACAAAGAUGCUGAGGAUGUGGUGGACAAGAAUGACCUGAAUACGCAGAAGUCAGAUGUCACAGUCAGUUACGAGAGGCCGUCCCGUCUAGUCAGAUGUCACAGUCAGUUACGAGAGGCCGCCCCGUCUAGUCAGAUGUCACAGUCAGUUGAGAUUGACAAGAAUGAGGCAGAGGCAAAGAAAUCCAGCAACAUUUUACUCAAGGUAAGAAACCAAGCAACAUUCUACCCAAGGAGAGCACCAGCAUUGAUAUAG